Molecule: messenger RNA, 2077 nt
Organism: Ahaetulla prasina
Lineage: Eukaryota; Metazoa; Chordata; Lepidosauria; Squamata; Colubridae
Gene: MOB3A
Product: MOB kinase activator 3A
Exons: 4
Coding region: 849-1496 (215 amino acids)
Biological process (GO): positive regulation of protein phosphorylation; signal transduction
Cellular component (GO): cytoplasm; nucleus
Molecular function (GO): protein kinase activator activity
Source: RefSeq, a predicted model, not a curated record
UUCUGAGUAAUCAGAGAGUCACAGCAUCUGUCUCCUGCUGCCUUCUCCAUACUUGCUCCCACACUGCAUUCUGAUGAGAGGCCUUUUGGAGAAUUAGGGGAGUCUUCUCAAAGAGUGGCUUUCUGGAUGGAGAUUGAGUGAAGAGUUCAUUGAUUUUUUUAUUCAUAUGGCCAAUAGGUUCCCACCCCCCCCAAACAGGAUCAGUGAAAUGUCCAACAUUAAAAGGUAAAGGCUCCCCUCGCACAUAUGUGCUAGUCCAAGGGUCAGCAACCCUCUGGAGCCUCAUGUGGCUCUUUCGUCCCUCUGCUGCGGUUCCCUGUCGCUCAAACUAUGCAUCACAACUGCCAAUGUGCGACACCCACCAACACGCAAUUUAUUAAGCUUUUCGACCCCCGAUAGGCCGACCAUGGAUAAAUCCAAGAAAAGAAAAGUUUCAGAAGAAAACAGAAUCUUUAAUUCAACUAUAUAUGCUAGUUUUGUGACCGCUCAGGAAAUAGUCAGAGUUUUGUGGCUCCCGGUGUUUUCUUUUCUGUGGGAAACGGGUCCAAAUGGCUCUCUGAAUGUUUAAGGUUGCUGACCCUUGUGCUAGUCGUUCCCGACUUUAGGGGGCGGUGCUCAUCUCCAUUUCAAAGCCGAAGAGCCAGGGCUGUCCGAAGACGUCUCCGUGGUCGUGUGGCCGGCAUUACUCAACGCCAAAGGUGCACGGAAUGCUGUUACCUUCCCACCAAAGUUUACAAAGUUCACCAGCGGAAUUCUAAAGGAGAUUUAAAGGUGGUUGUAGCAGUCACACCCCUGGAAGGCCCGUGGUGGUGGAUUUCUAGAUUUCAAGGAACUUCGGGGAACAGGGGAUGGCCAAUCCUUUGAAACAAGUUUUUAACAAGGAUCGGACCUUCCGGCCUAAACGGAAAUUUGAACCUGGGACACAGCGCUUUGAGCUUCAUAAAAAGGCCCAGGCAUCCCUUAAUGCUGGGCUGGAUUUAAAGCUGGCUGUGCAGCUCCCUCACGAUGAGGAGCUGAACGAUUGGGUGGCUGUUCACGUGGUGGACUUUUUCAACCGCAUCAAUCUCAUUUAUGGGACAAUCAGUGAUUAUUGCACAGAAAAAUCCUGCCCGGUUAUGUCCGGCGGCCCAAAGUACGAGUAUCGGUGGCAGGAUGAGAAAUACCGCAAGCCCACUGCUCUUUCAGCGCCUAAAUACAUGAACCUUCUCAUGGAUUGGAUUGAAGUGCAGAUCAACAACGAGGAUCUCUUCCCUACAAACGUCGGUACUCCAUUUCCUAAGAACUUCCUCCAGGUUGUGAAAAAGAUCCUCUCCCGUCUCUUCCGUGUCUUUGUCCAUGUCUACAUCCACCACUUUGAUCGUAUCGCCCAAAUGGGCUCGGAAGCCCACGUGAAUACAUGCUACAAGCACUUCUACUACUUUGUAAAAGAGUUCAAUCUCAUAGACAACAAGGAAUUGGAGCCUCUGAAGGACAUGACUUCGCGGAUGUGCCACUGACAUCUUGGGAAUUUGUCUGCUGUCCUUCAAGCCAAUGCCGUCCGGAUUGGAGACCAUUCCUGCCCAACAGAGGAGAUCUUAUGAUCUGGAGGGACUUCCAUUUUUAUACAUCUUUUUUAUUUUUUAAAGAAAAAGAGCUUUCAGGAGGUCUUGUAAUGAAUUUUUGGGAAAAUCACUCUGAUUGUCGGGAUGAUUGAAGUAUGUAUGUUUGUUUAAGAAAGGAAAGGACCACUGUUAAAUGUAAGGCAUAAAUUUCCAUGUCUGUCUUCUCACAUCACAGGGGUGGGGAGGUGGGAGGCUGAUUUGGAAGCGUUAUUUUGAGGUUUCCCGGCAAAAUCACCUGGGCUUCAAAAGACAACACCUUUUGCAUCAAGGGAGCGACUGAUUUAAAUGAGGAGAAAUCCACAGACACACCUGUGAGUAGCUUAGGAGUCUGCUUAGGCCAUUACUUGGAAUUCACCUAUGUUGUAAAAAAAUAAAUAAAUAAAAUUUUAGCACUUCUUUCACUUGAAAUCUCCUGUUGGCAUAUGUGUAUGUAGCAGCUCUUGUUUCCUGUCCUCCAAUAAAGAGGAAGGAAAUUA